GCUCAAUUGCAUCUCCUCGUGCAGUUUCCAGUGCUUAACAUUUCCGAUACAAUCAGGGAUGAGCACUUGGUGAUGCGACAAAAGGAAUUUAUCUUUUGCCUCCAGCGAAACUUACUUAGUCCUCACGUAAGUUUACAUUGUUGUGGUGAAAUCUUAGCCGGGAGGAAAAGGGGAGAAGAAUUGGACCUGUCGUUUACUACAGUUCAGAACUCCUCCUCCCAGGUCUUCAUAGUUUUUUCUUACCAAUAAUGGUUACGCGACGACUGCGAACUACCGCUAUAUUGCUACUCAGCAAAUUUGUAAAUUUAGGCAUAUCUAAAAGCGGAGCUUGCAUUCAGAAACCAGUAUUUAGAAUACUGAAUUCUUUCAAGUUGUUAGUUUAGUGUUCUUGACAAAGGCAACGUGUACAUAAAAACGAUCUCUAGACUAAUAAACAGUUAACAGACUCUUGCGGCAAACCUCUGUGCCCUGCUGCUGGAUGGAUUUAAGAAACUGGUCUUCCAAGUGCUACAAUCAAUUAUACAUUCAGAAAGGGAAGUAUCCUGAAAGAGUUUCUAGUUUGUGGGCUAGUUUGUGCAAUGAGGUAAAGGUUUUCAGUAUUAUUCUACACUCGUUCAGAUCACCUGUGUUGUCAAAACUUGUUAUAAAGUAAAUUAUCAUUAUCAUGAAAAAAAUCUCCCAGAAACCUUAGAGGCAUUUUUUAAAAAGAGCUUUAUAACUUUGACAAUUUUAUACGUAGAAGACUGACAGACCACAACAAGAUAACAUUUGCCAUAAAAUAUCUUCCCAUGUCACCUCCAAGGUAAUGACGUCAUCAAUCACGUGACUAUCGCCGAAUUAGUUUUUUUGUUGCUGUGACAAGAUUUCAUUAACGAGUUAAAAAAAAAGGAUAUUUGAGGUUUUAGAUAUGUUGGGCGUUUAAAAAUAAGCAGUCGACGUCUGGCAUUUAAAAUUUAAGGGGGUAAUGCAGCCUUGUCCCCAGGCGUUUUCGGCUCGGUCAUUCCUGGACUCUACCAUGAGCUGUGACGUCACAGAGAGAUACUCGCCGAGUACGCCUAGCCAAUAUUGCCAGAUCAAAUAUGGCGGCCUUUUCUGUCAGAUUACUGCAACUUCAGCAGGUAGCUGAAAACCCGUCUUUGGAACAGGAAGAGUUUCUAUAUAUAUGUGCAUGCCAAAGCGACAAACAAAGUUUAGGUUUCUUAAAUACGGAUCCGCAAAGCCAAGUUUUGUUCAACUGAAGCGGACUUUCUGAACUUUCACGCGCAGCAACUUGUAUCAGACGAUCGAUGAACUUCUUUCUUCAAUUAGUGCCAAUGAAUCUCUACACGAGGAGUUCACUGGUUACGGACUGUCGUCGAAACCCUGUAAACGAGGAAACAAGGCAUACGUGCAUUUCUGGGCAUUUGCAAGCAUUUGCUAAUGUUUUAAAACGACACAUUAAAAGUGUCUCUCCGAAAAAAAGAAACACAAAAGGUAGGUGCUGUCGGUUUUGAUUCAACUCGUAAUGUAUAUUUUUUUUUUACUAAAGCGGCGUUUUCCAACGGAAAAACGGCACAUCUUUCUUCACCUUUCUUACGUUCCUCACGAAAUACAGAUAUUGAGGGCCUAGAUAGGUGUCUCGAUGCCGCACUUAAUUUUUUGACAGCUAAAAUUGUAUAUAACUAUUCAGUUGAAAGAUAUUUUGACUAAUUUGCUCAGACAAAAGAUUAAGGUCAUAUUCUAGUAAUAAGUUCAAGAUUAACAAAGUUAGAACCGAAUUAUUCAAAGGCACUUUUUUCAAUAGAUUACCAAAUUAGGUCUGUGGUUAGGUUACCUGGUCCUUGGUCCCUCCACCGUCGUCACCGUCCGACAGAGGUCGACAAGGAUGUCAGAAGUUCAGGGGAAAGCAAAGCAUACAAGAGAUGUAAAGCGUGCAAAAAAUUAAGCUAUGUGACGGACAACCAUGUUUUCCUCGACCGAUGGAAAGACACCUUACGAGCAGGGAGAGAAUUGUACGGUCAUACUGUUCAGUCGGUAGCCGCGCGAUCGAUAGUUCGUAAAUUUCUUGAACGUUCCCCGGCAUGGACCAAGCCAGGGUUUAUUGUGAGCUUUACGUCUGGCUUCGAUCAGUUAAAGAUUUAAUUCUACAAGGAAACCUAAAACUUUACUUGAAAACUGUCAAUAACCAUAUAGAAGGAACUUUACUCUUUUUAACUAUAUUUUUUACCCUUCACUGAGGCGGUCCAGUGGUUAGAGGGGUUAACUUUCGACUCUAACUGAUUCGGAGAGACUCUAAAGUUCGAAUACCCUUCAGCAAAUUUUUCGUAACCUUUUUUUUUAUUUUCUUUUUCUUUUUUACUUUUUUUUUACCUGUGUGGUGCACAUAACGUAAUGUGAUUAACAAUAUACACGAAAAAAUUACUGAAUUCUGAUUGGCUGAGAAAGGAGUACAGCUCUUCUGUAAUUAACACGAGUGCAAACUUGUGACGCGAGUACAAAACUUGUAACACGAGUGCAAAUUACAAAUGGUUUCUGACUGGCUGAAAACACAAAAGAAACCACCAAGAACUAAUCAGAUUCGGAGCUGUUUUAGCAACAAAAUUCAAGAAAAUGGCCAUGGUUUUCAGCAGACGGGGACGGUAUUUAAUUUUGUACGCAAAACAACAAUAGAAAAGUUAAAAAAAUAUUCGAAAAACCCGGACACAGUAAAAAGUACGUUUUUCUGGCUAAAUGUAUUGAAAAUGCGACGCUAAGAGAAAAAUACUGUCAACAAAAUCGAGGAAAAUGAGCCAGAGAAACUAAAAAACAAGCUACUUAUAACAGACUACGCUAAAGUAAAAAAAUAAAGAGCAAAAACGGUGGCAACCACACGCAAACCAUGACAGCUACACUUUUCAAGCAUUUAAAUGAACAAGGAUACAAGUUUUCCAUGAUAACAACAGGGAUUUCAAGUCACGUACGUUAUUUGUUGGAGGAGAAAGGUGUUCGGUUGCUCUCUUUGAGUCUUUGUGGAGCGACUAUUAAAACAUCCAUGCUAUCGUCUGUUUUUCUCCAUCUCAUUGGCAAACGAAAACCGAAAAUUUAAACAUCUGGUCUAAACUAAGUCAAUAGGCGAAAAUACCAUAACAAACCUAAUGAAAGUAUCCGUAGCUAGUACUAGCCUUAAAAAAGUGAGAAAAAAGUUUACGAAUCAUUGUGCAAGAAAAACAACAGUCAGGAAGCUGAAGAAAGCAAAGAUUGUAAGUUCAGAACAUAUCGCCAAUGUCACAAGUCACAGAGGUAUAAAUUUCCUUAACGACUACGAUGAAGCCGACGAAGAAGAGCUACGAUGACUCUUGCGGUAGGCCAAAUGAAAUAAUGAAAACCUCAGCGUUGAGAAAAAGCAAAUAUUAUAUUAAUACUGGCAGUUUCCAACAUCCCAACAACUGUGGCUCCACCCACCUAUCGAUGACAGCGUCCGAAGAAAACAAAUUGCCUCCUUCAUUUUCGGGUUUUAAAUCUCAAAAAUUUCUACAUGAAUCCAGCCAUGAUGGGGUCUCAGGAACAGACCAUCAUGAACAAUCGUUAAAAAACCUUAGCAAAUGUCUUUCAUCUUUGGCUGCUCGAAGCGUUCUCCUGCAGAUUUCAAAACGGCAGUAGACUUCUUGUAAACGCUUCUUGUAAACGCCGAGCUCUCAUAAUCGAGGAUGGGAUGAAUUUAAAAACACUUACUUUUGCUGAUUGUUAUAAACCGAGUUGUCUUUAACAGGCUGGUGACCAUAUAAACUCAAUCCUUGCACAUUUCCAAGUUCUUACUUGAAUGCAUCAAAAUACGGCACUUUUGUUCGACUUUUUUGGCAUGUUUCGACUUUACUUGCUUUUUCCACUGAAGCGUCAAAAUGAGAAAACAAGAAAACUGUCAAAGUUGAUGUUGGCGUUUUGUGAUAUUUUUAACUCUCGGAAAACUAAGCGAGUUUCUACUUUUACGCUUACAUAAUUGUACGUGCAGCCUUUCAAACAUUGCCUUUAUUUUAUUUGCGAACGCAAAUUUUACGCACGUGCGCACGUAAAAAUUACGUGACAGUGGAUACUUCAUAUCUCAAGUAUUUAGGAAGUGCAAGACGACUUCACAUCGUAACAACUGCGAAAAUCUAUCAAUUAAAUACAUAAAACAAAGUGAAUCUAUUUAACCGUACAUUUCCUGUAAUUGCGACAAUAUUCUGAGAAACGUAACGCCUUAAAAAGCCACAAAAUCCUGAGGAUUUCCCCGCUAUAAUAUUUUCUCAUCCUGCUUGGGGAUGUGCCUGCAUGUCGUGCAUAAUUACACGAAAAUCAAGGGCCUCCAUUCGAGGAAAAUUACGUCAUUGCCAAACUUACAUGCGUCAUUUCAGUCAUCGCCGAAAUAAACUGCAUUCUCAUCACGAGACUCAUUUCCAUACAAUGAAAGUCGUCACGAUUCUUAUCCCCAGUUUCCACGGUCUUCGCUAAGAACGCGGGGCCUACAAACUAGGUCCCACCGAAAAAAAAAAAAAACGACUGCAUUUUAAGAGUCUCGCUCUGCUCAAGCAAGCGAGACUAACAAGCAACGACGAACUUCUAUUUCUCUUUCUGAACGUGGAUAUAGUCCCUAGGAAUACAAUUCCAGGAAAGUUAGCCUACAUUUCAAAAAGUAAGUGGGUACGAAUAAUCGCCAUAAAGACUGAAUGAACGCAAAUUCACCUUUUGUUGGCUACGUUCCUCGUUGCUGUCUUGCGGCUGGACCUUAAAGUCCCUAGUAAGAACUCAGAGCUUCCCACGUGCUUUUGUUAACACGAAGACGUCUUUCGAAACUGCUUUAGCGUAGAGAAUGCCUUUGUUUUAUUUGAAACAGGUCCUCUACGACUGUGAUUUUCCUUGCUCUUGUAGUAGUUGUUGCUUUUGUGCUAAUAGGUAGAGGCAAUGUUUGUUCUAUUGUUCUCUCGUAGGAUUGCAAGUCAUAAAUGUAAAAAACUCAAGUUUAAAACUGAUUUGAUUUUACAUCAAACAUGUUUCUUUUCUAGGUCCAUAAAGUUUACAUCUUCUUUGAGCAUGAUCAGGACUCCACUUUCGUUAAGGCUCUGAACUUGGUUGGUGACAGCAAACUUGUCUUCCAUCCCUUGGGUCGGUUUUGGACAUACAAAGAUGCAAUAGGCUUUGCCUCGAAUCAUCUACUUCACAAAAACGUAAUGAUCCUUCAUGCAGACAUCUAUGUUCAUCAAGGAUUCGAGCAUCUGAAUGAGACAAUUUUAAGCAAUAAAACAAUGUAUUUUUUAACAAGGCAUGCGAUGCGAGGAAACGGUUCUCUCUGCCCUCACGGAGCAAACGAAGGUACUUGUGAUCCGAAUUCACGUUACGUAGGUUCUCAUGACGCUCUUCUGUUUAGGCUACUUAAACCAGUCAGCAGUGAAGUACUAAACAAGAUUGACUAUAGAGGAAACCUUUAUGGGAUUGAGCAGGUUUUAAUGUUCUACCUAAGAGCAUAUGAAGGGUUUAAAUUUAAGAAUCCUUGCAAAAUCCUUCAGAUUGUUCACCGUCAUUGUAUGAAAUCGGCUGAGAAGAGUCACUCUGGUCUUUUCCAAGGGCAAACAAUUGAUAAUUAUUUGAAGCUGUCCUAUAGGCAUAAACCCCGAGAACUUAUUCUCGCACCAUUUUCUGAUUUGUAA
Messenger RNA from Porites lobata, 5639 nucleotides. The record is from the annotation of a GenBank genome assembly. NCBI's taxonomy places the organism in Eukaryota, Metazoa, Cnidaria, Anthozoa, Scleractinia, Poritidae.